Molecule: messenger RNA, 3331 nt
Organism: Prionailurus viverrinus (fishing cat)
Lineage: Eukaryota; Metazoa; Chordata; Mammalia; Carnivora; Felidae
Gene: LNX1
Product: ligand of numb-protein X 1
Exons: 13
Coding region: 686-2884 (732 amino acids)
Biological process (GO): ubiquitin-dependent protein catabolic process
Cellular component (GO): cytoplasm
Molecular function (GO): ubiquitin-protein transferase activity; protein binding
Source: RefSeq, a predicted model, not a curated record
GGACAGCUGGUCAAAGUAUUCAUUACUCGGUGAUCAUCUACACUUCGGAGGGGAAGGACAGCUUCCACACUGACUUUGGGAGGAGAUGGCUGCUCCUGGGGCAGAGUUCCCAGAACUGGACCUGAAGAACCCUCCCUCCACAUAGCCCAAACCCGUGUCCACUGCCCUGCUUCGCUGUGGCUUCAUGACCACGAGGAGGUCUACCCUUGUUUAGUCUAAGCAGCUUGUCAUGGAGAAGUGACAGGUAGCCAUGGAAUUCAGCUCUAAGAAAGACCUGAAAAGGCACCCAUCCAGAUUCAUCAUCCACCGUGAAAAGGAGUAUCUUCACCUGCUCAGGAUUCAAGAAAAGUCAAAGGAACUUUCCUUUGCUAUUAGUCAGAAUCUGACUGAGAGGCCAUCUCCUCGUUGAUGGCCUACAAGUGAACUGUCAACUCCAUGUGACUAAGACGCCAGGCAAGCCGAGGCACCUGUACGCUGAGGUUGAGCCUGGUCACUGCUCAGGCAGCCCCACGAGCGGCUGGAUUCACCCACAAGGCAUGGAAACUUCGGGGCUGCUGCUGCUUUGAGAGCCCCAGACACACACUUGAAAAGGUCUGUGGAUGGCUCCUGGAAGAUCGUGAUUUUCUCCGGAGGAAAUACUGUUGCCCUGGGCUGCUUUCCUGCCAUACCGUCUCCCGAGCUGACCAUGAGCCAGCCAGACCCUGCCUGUCCCCCUGACCCCAGCUCUGCACCCCUGUGUGUGGUGUGUGGCCAAGCCCACUCCCCUGAGGAAAACCACUUCUACACCUACGCGGAAGAUGUGGACGAUGACCUCGUGUGCCACAUCUGCCUGCAGGCUUUGCUGGACCCUCUGGACACUCCCUGUGGACACACCUAUUGCACGCUCUGCCUCACCAGCUUCCUGGUGGAGAAGGACUUCUGCCCCGUGGAUCGUAAGCCUGUGGUGCUGCAGCAUUGCAAGAAGUCCAGCAUCCUGGUCAACAAGCUUCUCAACAAGCUGCUGGUGACCUGCCCGUUCCCGGAGUACUGCACCGAGGUCCUGCAGCGCUGUGAUCUCGAGCAGCACUUUCAGACAAGCUGUAAAGGCGCUUCCCACUACGGCCUGACCAAAGACAGGAAGAGGCGCUCUCAAGAUGGCUGCCCGGAUGGCUGUGCGAGCCUCACGGCGACAGCACUCUCCCCAGAAGUCUCUGCAGCGGCCACCGUCUCCUUAAUGACAAACGAGCCUGGCCUAGACAACCCUGCCUACGUGUCCACGGCCGAGGAUGGUCAGCCAGCAGACGGCCCACUGGACUCUGGCCGGAGCAACCGAACUAGGGCACGGCCUUUUGAGCGAUCCACUAUCAGGAGCAGAUCUUUUAAAAAAAUAAAUCGAGCUUUGAGUGUUCUUCGAAGGACAAAGAGUGGAAGUGUAGUUGCCAACCAAGCUGACCAGGGCAGAGAAAAUUCCGAAGACGCCGCUGCCUCCGAAGUCUUUCCAAGGUUGUAUCACCUGAUUCCAGAUGGCGAAAUUACGAGCGUCAAGAUCAAUCGAGUGGAUCCCAACGAAAGCCUCUCCAUUAGGCUUGUGGGAGGCAGCGAAACCCCACUGGUCCAUAUCAUUAUCCAGCACAUUUACCGUGAUGGGGUGAUUGCCAGGGACGGCCGGCUCCUGCCAGGAGACAUCAUCCUGAAGGUCAAUGGGAUGGACAUCAGCAACGUCCCUCACAACUACGCCCUUCGCCUCCUGCGGCAGCCCUGUCGCGUGCUGCGGCUCACCGUGCUGCGAGAGCAGAAGUUCCAAAGCAGGAGCAAUGGACAGGCACUGGAUGCCUAUGGACCCCGCGAUGACAGUUUCCAUGUGAUUCUGAACAAAAGCAGCCCUGAGGAGCAGCUUGGAAUAAAACUGGUGCGCAGGGUGGAUGAGCCCGGGGUUUUCAUCUUCAAUGUGUUGGAUGGUGGGGUAGCAGACCGACAUGGUCAGCUGGAGGAGAACGACCGUGUGUUGGCCAUCAAUGGACAUGACCUUCGGUACGGCAGUCCCGAAAGUGCAGCUCAUCUGAUUCAGGCCAGUGAAAGGCGCGUUCACCUCGUCGUGUCCCGCCAGGUUCGUCUGCAGAGUCCUGACAUCUUUCAGGAAGCCGGCUGGGACAGCAACGGGAGCCAGUCCCCGGGGCCGGGGGACAGGAGCAAUACUCCCAAGCCCCUCCAUCCUGUGGUCACUUGCCACGAGAAGGUGGUAAGUGUCCGAAAAGACCCCAGCGAAUCUCUCGGCAUGACCGUUGCGGGGGGAGCAUCACAUAGGGAAUGGGAUUUGCCUAUCUAUGUCAUCAGUGUGGAGCCCGGAGGAGUCAUAAGCAGAGAUGGAAGAAUAAAAACAGGUGACAUUUUGUUAAACGUGAACGGGAUUGAACUAACAGAGGUCAGCCGGAGUGAGGCAGUUGCAUUAUUGAAAAGCACAUCCUCCUUGGUGGUCCUGAAAGCUUUGGAAGUCAAAGAACGUGAACCCGAGGAAGCGAGCAGCAGCCCAGCAGCCCUGGACUCCAACCACAACGUAGCCCCGGCCAGAGACUGGUCCCCGUCCUGGAUCAUGUGGCUGGAAUUACCACGGUACCUGUAUAACUGUAAAGAUGUCAUAUUACGAAGAAACACAGCUGGGAGUCUGGGCUUCUGCAUUGUAGGAGGUUACGAAGAAUACAUUGGGGACAAACCUUUUUUUAUUAAGUCCAUUGUUGAAGGAACACCAGCAUACAAUGAUGGAAGAAUUAGAUGUGGUGACAUUCUUCUGGCUGUCAACGGUAGAAGUACAUCAGGAAUGAUUCAUGCUUGCUUGGCAAGGAUGCUGAAGGAACUUAAAGGAAAAAUUACUCUUACUAUUGUUUCUUGGCCUGGCACUUUUUUAUAGAACCAAUGAUGGGUCGUAGGAAAACAGAAAACCACAAAUAAGCUAAGUUGAAACAAUAUAUUUAUCUUGUCAAUUUUUAUAUUUAAAGAAUAGACUGUAAAAAUGUAAACUAAUGUCAGGAAAGUGUGAUCUGAUGAAAGUCCAUUACACCUCCGAAAAUGUAAUUCUCAAAAUAUAAACAUUAGUAAUAGUUCUUAUUCAGCGUGGAGGAUUUCACAUUACAACUCUGUUUAUAUUUUUCUAUUCAUUAAAAAGCUCUUACAUGGCUGAGAUAAUUUGUAUGCCCCACUGAAUUCAAAUCCUAUAAUUAAAAAUUUGGUAUAUGCUGAGGCAUGUAAAGUGUACAUUAUGGACAUUUAAAAACCAAUUUACAGCCAGAGGAUUUUAAAAGUGCACUGGUGAAGAAACUGUUCAUCAAAUGAGAAAUAAAUAUUUUUCAAAUUAUAA